This is a messenger RNA of Syzygium oleosum, 1435 nucleotides long. RefSeq names its product heavy metal-associated isoprenylated plant protein 9-like. The transcript is spliced from 5 exons. The coding region runs from base 267 to 1214 and encodes 315 amino acids. The record is from RefSeq and is a predicted model, not a curated record. Gene Ontology annotation, molecular function: metal ion binding. NCBI's taxonomy places the organism in Eukaryota, Viridiplantae, Streptophyta, Magnoliopsida, Myrtales, Myrtaceae.
UCACUAUCUCCUCCCUCCAUUUCUACCUUCUUCAGCCUUUGAGGAGAUGAAGAGAAUCCCAAAAGAAAUGUUAAACUAAGGAGAAUUGAUAUACUUUUGCACAUUCUUGCUAGUGGCACUGCAUGUGCUUUGGAAUCCAGAUAAGCCUGACUUUAGCAAAUUGCCUUGUAUCAACCGAAAGUCUAAACUAUAUCUAGGUUACUCUCUCAAGAUACUUAAUACCACUUACUUCAAGCAAGAGGGGGUUCAUCAUUCAGAGAGAAGACAUGGGUGAAGAGGCCAAACAGCAGGAAGAAGCUAAGGUAGACGCUAAGCCAGAGGAGAAGGCAGAAGAAAAGAAGGAAGAGAAAAAGGAGGAGAAGCAAGAAGAGAAGAAGGAGGAGGAACCAAAGCCACCUUCUCCUCUCAUUUUGUACGUGGACUUGCAUUGUGAUGGAUGCGCCAAAAAAGUCGAAAGGUCCAUCAUGAAAAUUCGAGGAGUAGAGGGAGUUGAAAUUGAUAUGGACAAAAACCAGGUGACUAUAAAGGGAGUGGUGGAGCCUGAAGCAGUGUGCAAUAGAAUCACCAGAAAGACCAAGCGCAGAGUCAAAGUGAUCUCUCCACUGCCUCCAGCUGAGGGCGAACCACUUCCCCAAGUCGUCACUUCACAGGUUAGUGGGAUCGUGACCGUGGAGCUAAAUGUCAACAUGCACUGUGAAGCCUGUGCUGAGCAACUUAAGAAGAAGAUACUCAAAAUGAGAGGAGUUCAAACGGCGGCGACAGAGUUAAGCUCGGGAAAAGUCAUGGUCACAGGGACCAUGGACCCGAACAAGCUCGUCGACUAUGUUUAUAGACGAACCAAAAAGCAAGCCAAAAUAAUCCCGCAGCCGGAGCCAGAAAAGCAAGAGGAGAAAAAGGAGGGAAGUGAACCGGCGGAAGAGGCGAAGCCGGAGGAGAAGAAGGAUGAAAACAACGGGGGAGAGAAAAAGGAGGAGGAGAAACCGCAAGAAGAAAAGAAAGAGGGAGAGGGAAAUGAGAAGCCCGACAACGGGACAGAAGAGAAAGCGGAAGAGGCCAAAAUGGAAGGAGAGGAAGUGGAGAACGUGGCCUUUUACGACGACGAUGGUAUGAGGAGGAUGAUGUAUUAUUAUCAGCCGCUUUACAUCAUCGAGAGACCCCCGCCUGCUCCUCAGCUCUUCAGCGACGAGAAUCCCAAUGCAUGUUGCGUCUCUUGACGACGACGACGACGAUUAUUAUUACAAAUAAGUUGUAAUAUAUGUCGAGGUCGAGUUGAAAAUAUAUGAUUGUUAAUUUUCUUUAUGGUUGGGUGUGUAGGGAAGAGGAAUAAUCAAGUCCCAAAUUAUAGGCAUGGCACACAAUCCUUUUUGUAUUUGUGUGCACUUGAUAGUUGCAAAGAAGGUGUGGAUUAUGAUGUUAUUGGGUAAAGGUGUUCAAA